AUGACGGAUAACGCAUACGACCUGGAAAAGGCCCUAUCAGCCAUUGAGGACUCAGACCUGCGCUAUCCUCAGAACUGGAUUCUCGAGCGAUACCUUGAACUGUCGACUGACCCUGAUGCUUCGGCUCGGUAUCUAUUCCAAGAGCGCAAGAGAGGCGCCGGGAUUCCCGACCUGAAACCAUUUCUCACUAAUUGGAACGAACUGGUUUCCUUUUAUGGGUCCCAACAACGAUCACCCAACAAAGAACUGGUCGACAAGGUUCAUGCACGAGAUGACGCCAGGUGCUGCAUCACCGGAUUGGAAGGUUCCUCUCUGGAUCCCUUGAUUGUGUCGCCACUUCCUUCCAUCGAUAAGUCUGUUACAAAGUUUCAAUCCGAGAUACUUGACGUCUUUCUAGGCCAUGAUGUGGCUCGAGAACUGCGAGACAACGGGACUCGUCCUGAUGGCCCUCAAAACUAUUGGCUAGUCCGCCAAUCUGCCGCGGCAGCAUUGUCACAGGGUUAUAUCAAGGUUCAGUGGACAACAGUCCCCGAAUAUACCGUCUCCCUGAUCCUUAUUGGCGGUCCCGACCGGCCCUCAAUUCUGGACAAGAUGACAACAAUCCAGUGGUAUACCUUUGAGGAUCACUCUAAGUCCGGCAUAGCCCUUCCGGAUUCAUCCCUGCUGGAGGCAUGGGCAAGUUUUGCGGAGCCUGUACGGUGGAGUCUAGUUGCGAAAGACGUUGCUUCCAGACACCCGCAACCUCUACCAAUCACCACUGCAGUCACUUCAUUUAUCCACCGACAAUUAUCGGGCUUCGCCGCCCUUGCGUUCUCGACAAUCUGUCGACUACUGCCGCCUCCACUUAGAAUGCAGAUUUACUCUCACAUGUGGCGUCUUGGUGCUCGUCUGUACGGGUCAUCAUCCAGUUUGAAAGUUCAACGGCUCCCCUUUGGCAUGUAUCUAAAGGAGGGUAGCCCAGAGCAGCACCGAGGGCUAGUCAACGAGUAUGGUACUUUACAACAGCUGCGCAAACAUACGACUGUACCUGUCCCUCGCCCUUUGGACUUGGUAUCCGGCUCGGAAGCCACUUACUUGAUCAUGUCUCGAAUUCCUGGACGACCUGCAGGCGCUUCCAUUGACUCGUUUACCGAAAUCCAGAUGAACAGUUUUAAAAGGGACUUGCAACAAUACCUACGACAGAUUCGGGCAAUGCCAAAGCAGGUAGCUCCUGAUCACUCUAUCUGCAAUGCUGUUGGUGGUCCUUGCCACGAUUUCCGUAUUUCCGCUAGUCAACCCUGGGAUGAAGAACAAGGGGACUUCUUCGGACCCUUCGUCGACGAGGACGAAUUUAACAAGACUCUUCAGACGCGAGCACUUCCCAGCAUUGCCCACACCUCCGGCCAUGAGAUUGUCUUUACACACGGGGACUUGAAUCUGAGAAAUGUCAUGGUACAAAAUGGUAGAAUCUCCGGUAUCAUCGAUUGGGAAAAUGCUGGCUGGUUCCCAGACUACUGGGAAUACACAAAGAUACACUAUGUUACCAAGCUUCAUAAGCGGUGGUUGAAAGCUAUGGAUGAGGUCCUCUGCGAAUUUGGGGAUUUCAAAAGUGAGAUGAUACAGAGUCUCAGCUAUGAGAGUACUGCAUGUAAAGACAAGAAACUCCCCAUCCUUUCCAGCUCUGUUCAGUGGAAUUCCAAAUAUGAAAACGGCUCAGGUGUUCUCUACUUAGUUACUUUGCAACAUUGA
Molecule: messenger RNA, 1728 nt
Organism: Fusarium coffeatum
Lineage: Eukaryota; Fungi; Ascomycota; Sordariomycetes; Hypocreales; Nectriaceae
Exons: 5
Coding region: 1-1728 (575 amino acids)
Source: RefSeq, a predicted model, not a curated record